This is a messenger RNA of Penicillium macrosclerotiorum, 1203 nucleotides long. Its product is annotated as LysM peptidoglycan-binding domain-containing protein. The record is from RefSeq and is a predicted model, not a curated record. The coding region runs from base 1 to 1203 and encodes 400 amino acids. Lineage: Eukaryota; Fungi; Ascomycota; Eurotiomycetes; Eurotiales; Aspergillaceae. The transcript is spliced from 3 exons.
AUGUUCACCCUUCCAUUCCUUUUGGCUGCUGGCAGUCUCCCCCUCAUUUCUGGGGCUCCAGUCGCAUCCUCUCUCUUCAGCUCGUCUGUCGAUACAGUGGCGUCCAAACAUUCCCUCAGUGGACGCAGUACCAACACUUAUGCUGCCGUUUUUGGCGGUGACGGUUUAGUUUCCGAUGGGUGGCCCAGCAUCUCUGAAUGGAUCUCGGACUUUGAAACCAUGUUCGAGAGCAAUAAGGACGUUAUGAGCUCCAGCUGCUCGCAGUGGAGUGUUGAGAACCCUACCGAGGAGGAGAUGGGUUAUAUCAAGAGCUCCAUCAAGUCCGUGGCCGAGUCCACCAGUGUCGAUGCUCGUUUCAUUUUGGCCAUCGUGAUGCAAGAAAGCAACGGCUGUGUCCGUGUCCCGACCACCGACAACGGCGUGACCAAUCCGGGUCUCAUGCAAUCCCACGAUGGUACUGGUACCUGCAACUCGGGCAGUGAGGUCUCCACUCCUUGCAUCGAGUCCGAGAUCAAGCAAAUGAUUCAGGAUGGCGCUGGCGGGACCUCCGCCGGUGCUGGCCUCCAGCAGUGCUUGGCUCAGUAUGGCACCGAUGCUACCGCCUACUACAAGGCCGCUCGCUGCUACAAUUCCGGCUCGGUUGACUCCAGUGGAAACCUCGGCGCUGGUGGUGCCACGCACUGCUACGUCUCGGACGUCGCCAACCGUCUCCUGGGCUGGUCCGAAGGCACCAGUAGCUGUGACCCGGAUACUAUCGGUAGCCUCACUGGUUCUUCGUGGACCGGCAGCUCUUCCUCUGGCAGCUCCGGCAGCUCCUCAGGAACUGCCUCCACUGCAACCUCUACUGCCACCAGCACCUCCAGCACCGCUGCUGAGCCUACGGAUACCUUCACGCCCACCACCACGCCUAGCGUGCCUGUUCAGACUGGUGGUUCGGAGCCCGUCACCAUUGUUCCAACCCCAACCGUCACCGCAACUCCUACGGCCACGGCCACCCCGUCCGCGUCGGCCUCGGGGGCUCCCUUGUACCCCUAUGCCACUUCGUCUUGCGAGCAGUACUACACUGUUGUUAAGGGCGACUACUGCCGCAAGGUCGAGGUGCAAUACGGCAUCACUGCGUCCCAACUCCAAGGCUGGAAUCCGGGUUUGGACGACGCCUGCACAAAUCUCUGGAAGGGAUACCAGUAUUGUGUUAAGGCGUAA